This is a messenger RNA of Ooceraea biroi (clonal raider ant), 1730 nucleotides long. Its product is annotated as WW domain-binding protein 4. Gene Ontology annotation, molecular function: zinc ion binding; protein binding; RNA binding. Gene Ontology annotation, biological process: mRNA splicing, via spliceosome. The record is from RefSeq and is a predicted model, not a curated record. Lineage: Eukaryota; Metazoa; Arthropoda; Insecta; Hymenoptera; Formicidae. Gene Ontology annotation, cellular component: nucleus; precatalytic spliceosome.
AGAUGGCGUCAGUGUGUUUAAAUCGACGGUGCCCGACGAUCAGUCGAUACCGGAAUCGUUGGCGUUGGUCGUUCGUAAACUUGCACGUAUUUUGCAAACGUUUUAUCGCAAAUACAUAUUUGCAAUCCGCAUCAAUCCGCGAUCGAUCGAAUAGAGUGACACGUGUUGUUCUUUUGCUUCCUAUUCGGUGGCAAAGCUCGGGAACCCGCGAAAGCGGUGAUGUUCGGUAAAGUGAGGUUAUCUGCGCUAAACAUCACGGAUAUUUUGCGUCCUUCGUCCGGAAAAUCGGUGGAACUAAAACAGUGCUGAAUCACAGAACAGAGUUUCAUCGUCCAUCAAGCGAGAUAUCAUCGACAAGGCUAUAAAAAUGGCAGACUAUUGGAAGUCUCAAGGCCGCAAGUUCUGCGAUUUCUGCAAGUGCUGGAUUGCCGAUAAUAAACCGAGUAUCGACUUCCACGAGGGUGGUAAGAAGCACAAGGAAAAUGUCAGCAAGCGACUCAAGGAGAUCUACAAGAAUAGCGCCAAGCAAGCGAAACAGAAUAAGAAAUUUGAGGAUGAUAUCAAGAAGAUGGAAAAUGCGGCUAUGGCUGCGUACUUGAGGGAUGUCGAGAAUAACACACGAGAUAUGACUGCUCAAAAUAUUAUUAAGGAGAAACAGAAUAGGAUAGAAACCGGAGACGUACCUCAAAAUAGUAAUCGAAUGCCACCAGCCGCUCCAGAAACAAUACCGAGAUUCAAAAGUAAUACUGAACGGUUCUCGCCGAAAGUGGAUCCUUGCGACCCGACGACUUUGUCAAAGAGCGCACCGUCACUGCCGCGAGUCCAGCAGAGCAGCGAGAACAGGACUCCGGGGAAGAGUAAAGCGGGCAAAACGAAGGGAAAGGGGAGGAAAACCCAGGAGGAUGAUCGUCCAGCCCCGCCUGUCAGGAAAUUGUGGUACGAGGCACUCAGUCCCGAAGGAUACACUUACUACUGGCACAUCGAAACGAACGAGUCCGUCUGGGAGCCUCCAAAGGAGGGCUACAUGACCAUAGCGGAACAAGAGCAGGAGGCGAAGGAUGAGGCACUCCAGAGAGAAUUGAUCGACCAAUUGGAAAAGGAAGAAGCGAUCGAAAAGGCAGAUAUUCUCGAGGAACAACGUGCCAAUGUCGAAAGAGAAAGAAUGAAGGAGUUUAGGAAACGACCUGCCGAAAACGACGACGUCGAAGGUAGCAGAAGUAAGGAGGUAAAGGAAAAGAAGAGCGAGGAGGAACGGCCUUAUCGGCGAGACUACAGUGUACCCGAGAGACCGCAACCCUAUGGAUCCUGGCAAGUCGUGGAGACAAGGAAAUCAGUGGACUUACAACUACCAAAGCAGAAGCAGAUACAACUGCCCACGUUCGGGAAAGUAGAACCGCCACCCCCGCAGAAGACCUUUAAGGAAAAGACUAUCACCCAACUAAGCACCGGUGAUAGCGAUGACGAGGAAUUAUCGACUACCUUCAAGAAAAGAAAGAUUGGCAACAAGAAUGUGCGCAAAAGAACAACCGACGAUUGACAGCCGAUUCCAUCGUGAAAAAGUGAAGUGAUCAUUCUUUGUUCUUGUGCGACGGUUAAGGCAUGUUUCGAACAAUCGAAUAAACAAGCAUAAAUGAAUCCAGAAUUCGCGUAAAUGUAGUCGGAUUCUUUAGUUAUACGUACUGUAUAUAUUUUGUACAGAUAUGUAUAAAUCAGAAAUUGAUAUUUCCGAA